GCGGGUGCCCGAGAAGAAACCCCCGCCGCCAGCGCGAACGUGCUCCGUGCGGUGACCGGUGCGUCUUUCAUUAUAAACAACAGGAGAGUGACCGCUUAACGGGUAAAACUCCGCGAUAUUCUCACCGAGCGCGAUCGUUAGACACCUAUUAACUGACUAUUCCCCUCCAUUAAAAGAAGAAAUCCGCCAAAAUGUCCGAAAGCCCGUCCACCGAAGAACAGCGGGAGGAACAGACUGAACUUGAUGAAGCCGGGGGAGCUGAGGAAAAGUCUGACUCCGAUGCGGGGAAAGAGUCUUCCUCAGAUGCUGGUGCUGAUGGACCCGAUGCCUCCUCUUCCUCCUUCUCCCCAUCCAAAGCAUCCUCAGCGGGCUAUGAAGAGAAAGUGAAAACCGAUCGGACGAACAGGUUUGAAUACCUGUUGAAGCAGACUGAGUUGUUCGCUCACUUCGUCCAGCCGGCCGCACAGAAGACCCCCACGUCCCCUCUGAAGAUGAAACCGGGGCGCCCACGCAUCAAGAAAGACGAGAAACAGAACCUGCUCUCGGCUGGAGACAACCGUCAUCGGCGCACGGAGCAGGAAGAAGACGAGGAGCUGCUGAACGAGAGCACCAAGACGACCAAUGUGUGCACGCGCUUCGACGAGUCCCCCUCUUAUGUGAAGACCGGAAAAAUGAGAGACUACCAGAUCCGUGGUUUGAACUGGCUCAUUUCUUUAUAUGAAAAUGGAAUUAACGGCAUUCUCGCUGAUGAAAUGGGUUUGGGGAAAACUUUGCAGACAAUUUCUUUAUUGGGGUACAUGAAGCAUUACAGAAACAUCCCCGGGCCUCACAUGGUGCUCGUGCCCAAGUCCACCCUCUACAACUGGAUGAACGAGUUCAAACGCUGGGUGCCCUCCCUGCGCGCAGUGUGCCUCAUAGGAGACCGAGACCAGAGGACUGCACUGAUCAGAGAUGUGCUGCUGCCUGGAGAAUGGGAUGUGUGCGUAACAUCCUACGAAAUGUUGAUCAUUGAAAAAGCAGUGUUCAAGAAGUUUAACUGGAGAUACCUGGUCAUUGACGAAGCUCACAGAAUCAAGAACGAGAAGUCAAAGUUGUCUGAAAUCGUGCGAGAGUUUAAGACCACAAACCGUUUGCUUCUGACCGGAACCCCGCUGCAGAACAACCUGCACGAGCUGUGGGCGCUGCUCAACUUCUUACUGCCAGACGUCUUCAACUCCUCUGAGGAUUUUGACUCGUGGUUUGACACAAAUAACUGCCUGGGAGAUCAGAAAUUGGUUGAACGUCUUCACACUGUGUUGCGUCCUUUCUUGUUGCGUCGUAUCAAAGCUGAUGUAGAAAAAAGUCUUUUGCCGAAAAAAGAAAUCAAGAUGUACAUCGGCCUGAGUAAGAUGCAGCGAGAAUGGUACACAAAGAUCCUGAUGAAGGACAUUGACAUUCUGAACUCGGCCGGUAAAACGGACAAGAUGCGUCUGCUGAACAUCCUGAUGCAGCUGAGGAAGUGCUGUAAUCACCCGUACUUGUUCGACGGAGCGGAGCCCGGACCCCCCUACACCACCGACCUCCAUCUGGUCGUCAACAGCGGCAAGAUGGUGGUGCUGGACAAACUGCUGCCCAAACUCAAGGAGCAAGGGUCCCGUGUCCUCAUCUUCAGUCAGAUGACCAGGGUGCUGGACAUCUUGGAGGAUUACUGCAUGUGGAGGAACUACGGCUACUGUCGCCUGGACGGUCAAACGCCUCACGAAGAAAGACAGAUCUCUAUCAACGUUUUCAACGAACCCAACAGCAGCAAGUUUCUCUUCAUGUUGAGCACCAGAGCCGGAGGUCUGGGCAUCAACCUGGCCACAGCCGACGUCGUCAUCCUGUACGACUCCGACUGGAACCCCCAAGUGGAUCUGCAGGCCAUGGACCGAGCUCACAGGAUCGGUCAGCAGAAGCAGGUGCGUGUUUUCAGAUUCAUCACCGAGAACACAGUGGAGGAGAGGAUCGUGGAGAGGGCUGAGAUGAAGCUGCGAUUAGACUCCAUUGUGAUCCAGCAAGGACGACUGGUGGACCCGAGCGCCAACAAACUGGGCAAAGAUGAGAUGCUGUCGAUCAUCCGUCACGGAGCCACACACGUUUUCUCCUCUAAAGAGAGCGAGAUCACGGAUGAUGACAUCGACGCCAUUCUGGAGAGAGGAGAGAAGAAGACGGCGGAGAUGUCGGAGAAACUGUCGUCUCUGGGUGAAAGCUCUUUGAGGAACUUCACCAUGGACACGGAGGGCAGCAGCGUCUACACGUUUGAGGGGGAGGACUACAGGGAGAAGAAAAAGGUCAUUACCAACUGGAUCGAGCCUCCCAAAAGAGAAAGGAAAGCCAAUUACGCUGUGGACGCUUACUUUAGAGAAGCUCUGAGAGUGAGUGAGCCCAAAGCCCCCAAGGCUCCAAGACCUCCUAAGCAGCCAAAUGUCCAGGACUUCCAAUUCUUUCCACCACGACUUUUUGAGCUCCUAGAAAAAGAAAUUCUCUUCUACAGAAAGACGAUUGGCUACAAGGUCCCUCGUAACCCAGAAUUGCCAAACUCAGCUCAGGUCCAGAAAGAGGAGCAGUCCAAGAUCGAUGAGGCAGAAACGCUAACGGAAGAGGAACUAGAGGAAAAGGAAAAUCUGCUACAACAGGGCUUUACCGCAUGGAACAAACGCGACUUCAAUCAGUUCAUCAAAGCCAACGAGAAAUGGGGACGUGAUGACAUCGAGAACAUCGCCAGAGAGGUGGAGGGUAAAACUCCCGAAGAGGUCAUGGAAUAUUCAGCUGUCUUCUGGGAGCGCUGCAACGAGCUACAGGACAUAGAAAAGAUCAUGGCUCAGAUCGAGAGAGGAGAAGCCAGGAUUCAGAGAAGGAUCAGCAUCAAGAAAGCACUGGACUCAAAGAUCGGCCGCUACAAGGCUCCAUUCCAUCAGCUCCGCAUAUCGUACGGCACAAACAAAGGCAAGAACUACACGGAAGAGGAGGACCGCUUCCUCAUCUGUAUGCUCCACAAACUCGGCUUCGACAAGGAGAGUGUCUACGACGAACUGCGCCAGUGCAUCCGGAACUCGCCGCAGUUUCGCUUUGACUGGUUCCUCAAGUCCAGGACAGCCAUGGAGCUGCAAAGGCGCUGUAACACACUGAUCACACUAAUCGAGAGGGAGAACAUGGAGCUGGAGGAGAGGGAGAAGGCCGAGAAGAAGAAGAGAGGACCAAAGACUGGAUCUGCUCAGAAGAGGAAGUCUGAAGGGACCCCAGAUGGACGCGGACGCAAGAAAAAGCUCAAGUUGUGAAGACGUCAACAUAAAUUCCCUGAGAGCAGCUGUGGUCCCAGUAUGGUUAGCCCUAGUGUCUGUAAUAAUGUACUGUCGCCCCCUAGUGGACUGAUGUCGUCAUGUUCGGUAGAGGUGCUUGUCACUUCGGAACACUGCAGCUGUGCUGGUCUAGUUUUAUUGGCUAGUCAUUUUUUACUAGUGCUUUACUCAAAUGUAUUUAUGCCCGUUGGUUGUACCACAUUCCAUUGCUUGAACAAUAUGUACCAUUUUAUUUUAAGAAAUCUGUUCAGUUCUUUCUAUGUGAAGUAGGAAAUGUUUCGAACUUCAAAAUAAACGUCCCUUUUUUUAAUAA
Boleophthalmus pectinirostris (great blue-spotted mudskipper) is the source of this 3630-nucleotide messenger RNA. It is a transcript of the gene smarca5, whose product is annotated as SWI/SNF related, matrix associated, actin dependent regulator of chromatin, subfamily a, member 5. The coding region runs from base 192 to 3296 and encodes 1034 amino acids. Gene Ontology annotation, biological process: regulation of transcription by RNA polymerase II; nucleosome organization. Gene Ontology annotation, molecular function: ATP-dependent chromatin remodeler activity; ATP hydrolysis activity; ATP binding. The transcript is spliced from 24 exons. Gene Ontology annotation, cellular component: nucleus; chromatin. Lineage: Eukaryota; Metazoa; Chordata; Actinopteri; Gobiiformes; Gobiidae. The record is from RefSeq and is a predicted model, not a curated record.